CUGAAGUUUCAGCCAGCUGAAUAUGGAAAGGCUGCCGUCUCCAGCUAUCUGGUAGAGUACAAAGUUGCCGAUGAAGAAAAAUGGAAGUUGGUGAGGACAGAGGACACGAGGGAGAUGUUCCUGCUGAAAGAUCUGCCUCCAAACACUGAGUACCAGUUCCAGUACGCUGCUUGUUCCAAGCUGGGCCUUAGUAAAUCCAGUGACUUGACCCCACCCAUCAAGACCCUUCCCACCAGCCCCCCUGAGAAAUUAAGAAUGGUCACGGCGGCACCUUCUGUCAUCUCUGUGGCCUGGAUGAGCCCCAGCAUCGUUGCCUCCGGAGUUGUGGUCAAGGAGUACAAGGUGGAGUAUAGAACGGUGGAGGCUGGAGCUGGGAAGGACCAAUGGACUGAAAAAAAGACGGGGAGAAAAACAGGAUUUUAUCCCGUUGAAGGUCUGAAGCCCCAGACGGCCUACAGAAUAAGAGUGUUGGCCGUGUGUGAGAAUGGUGCUCUGGGUGUCCCCAGUGAGGAACUGGAGGUCUCCACAUCACUGGAGGAAGAAGAUGGAGGAAAGAUAGCCCACCGGUUCCUUCAGAAAGGCUACCUGGUGGAGGACAGGCAGCCAUUAGUCUUCACCCUUCCUCUGGAGAAGGUCCCCUCAGAUGCCUCCAAUUCCUGUCUCACAUACCAGCUUGGAAAGGAGAACCCAGAAGUGCCCAACAAAGUCAUCCUGGUGAUGGGGGCCACAGGAUGUGGGAAAACCACUCUGAUCAACGGGAUGAUCCAUUAUAUCCUGGGGGUCCAGUGGGAAGAUGAUAUUAGAUUCAAACUCAUUCAUGAAACCGCUCCACUUCUGGGAAGCAGGACAUCGGAAGUCACAACCUACAUGGUGAACUAUGAAAGAGGUUUGCAAUGUCCUUAUUCUCUCACCAUCAUUGACAUGCCAGGGUUUGAAGGCACGAGAGACUCAGAGCAAGACAAACAGGUGCAGGAGCAGCUCCUGGAGUUUUUCUCCACCCUGGGGAGCCUUGACCACGUGGAUGCCAUCUGCGUGGUGGCCCAGGCCUUCCUUCCCCAUUCAGCUGACAUCCAGAAACGCAUCUUGGAUUCCAUGCUCUCCGUGUUGGGAAAAGACCUGAAGGAUAACGUCCGACUCCUGAUCACCUUUGCGGAUGCGGGGACCCCACCUGUCCUGGAGGCCCUCGCGGAGGUUAAAUGGCCACUUGCUCAGGAUGAGUCAGGGACCCCUCUUCACUUCAGAUUCAACCAUUCAGCUCUCUGUCUUCCACGAGAAGACGGAGGAAGGCGUCAUGCUGCAGCCGAAAUGUCCUGGAAAAUGAGCGCCGAGAGCAUGAAGGAUUUCUUCGAUUCAUUCAAGAGGCUAGAAACCAAAAGUUUAACCUUGACCCUGGAGGUCCUCAAGGAACAUCAGAAACAAGAAGUUGCUCUUAGACAACCAGCCCCUCCUAAGGUUGAGCCAGUCCAGCCAAAUCAUUUCCAGAUUACUAUUAAUCCGGGGACUGAUGGGACAGCUUCGGUCUCCGGGUACGAGGUGGAAUAUCAGAUUGCAGAAGGGAACUGGAAAGGUCUCCGUAUAGAAAGUCCUCAGUAUCGAUUCACCCUUCCAGAGGACCAUCUCAAUCUUCGGUACCAAUUCCGAUAUGCUGCUGUGACUCCACAAGGGCUCAGUCCAUGGAGUGAGGAGACCACCUGCAUCUGUCCUAGGUUGAAGCCUGUAGAG
Messenger RNA from Pseudonaja textilis, 1722 nucleotides. The record is from RefSeq and is a predicted model, not a curated record. Lineage: Eukaryota; Metazoa; Chordata; Lepidosauria; Squamata; Elapidae.